AGGAGGUAAGAGAGGAUGGAAAGAAUUAGAAGACAGUGUAGCUUCUGCAGUACCGUGGUGAUUUGUUACAAAGUAAAUUACCAAAAAAAAAAAAAAAAAAAAGCGGCUAAAAGAGAUGGAAAAAUGGCUGCAAAGAGCUUUACUUAAAAUUGUCUUAAGUUUGGCCACACGGUCAAAAACAUUGUUUAGAAGCCCUGGAGAAGGUAUUCUGCUGGCUUUUUCCCCCUGCCUCAACAGGCCCUCCAGUUUGAAUAAAUCUGGAAAACUCCCUGGACUUCUAUUUCCUUGGCAAAAUGACACAUUUCUUCUACGGUCGUUUCCAAGGGUGACAAUCUGUACUCCACGCAGGUCGUGAGGACCAGACCAUUUGCCCAAGGCAUUGACUGCCGGACGCCCUAACAGCUCGGGGGUCCCAAGGGUACCCUACCGAGUCAGCGCCCCAAAAUAAUCUGGAAAACGGCACUGCGCUCCCGCUCGAAGCACCUCCGGGCUGGGCGCAAGGACUGGCUGGGCGCGCGGUGGGCGCUCACCUCCGCCCCCCGCACUCCGGCCACGCCCACCCCGCCCCGGGUCCGCAGCCGGGGAAGGCCUGGCACUGAGGGCUGGCCGCGCACGGCGGGCGGGUCCCCGAAUCUGGAGCCGGUGAAAGAGCUGGGCGUUCCCUGCCCGCCUCCAGGCAGUGGCCCGAUGAGCGCCUGGGACUGCGGGUAAUGGGCGGGAGGGCCGGGCCGCGGAAGGCGUUCUCACACCGGCCAGUCUCCGUCCACCAGGAAGCCGACUUUUCGUACCUCCCCGGGGACCGAAAACCGCCGGUGCUCCCGCACCCGUCGCCGCCGCCGCUUGCUCAUGGAGAACCCGUGCCGCCACCGCCGCCUCAUCUACUAGAACCUCCGGCAGUCUCGGCCUCCCCCGGUGUGACCGCUGGGCCCCGGCACAGCCUCCAUCGCACUCGCCGCGGCGGCAGCCACAGCAGCUCCAGCGCCCAGGCCCGAUCCGACCGGACCCACGGAGCCAGGACCGCGGGACGCGUAGCUUCUUAUUACGGAGGAAGAUUCGGCCUGACCUCCGCCCCCCUCCCCCCAGCCCCCAGUCCCCAGUCCCCAGUGCCCAGUCCCAGUGCCCAGCAGCCUGACGAUGCUGCUGCGCAGGCGCGAAGACGCCCCUGCCAAAAUUGACUGAAUCUGCAAAUGUGGAACCCAUGCAUAUGGAGGACCGACUACAUCAUAAUUAUGCAGCUUAAUGAAUUUUCACAAAGGGAAGCAAGCUGUCAUGUAGUGAGCAGACCUAUGAAGAGGUUCAUGUGAUGUUUCAAGGAACCAACCCCCUUAAGGGCUCACCCCAGGAGGAACUGAAGUCUGCCAACAACCAUGGAAUCGCAUGGGGAAAUACGGUCAAGAAGGUUUUUUUCACUUAACUUAUGUGGAACC
This is a messenger RNA of Balaenoptera musculus (blue whale), 1427 nucleotides long. Its product is annotated as H/ACA ribonucleoprotein complex non-core subunit NAF1-like. The record is from RefSeq and is a predicted model, not a curated record. The transcript is spliced from 4 exons. The coding region runs from base 711 to 1175 and encodes 154 amino acids. NCBI's taxonomy places the organism in Eukaryota, Metazoa, Chordata, Mammalia, Artiodactyla, Balaenopteridae.